Messenger RNA from Phytophthora sojae, 705 nucleotides. RefSeq lists its product as hypothetical. Bases 1 to 705 code for a protein of 234 amino acids. The transcript has a single exon. The record is from RefSeq and is a predicted model, not a curated record. NCBI's taxonomy places the organism in Eukaryota, Oomycota, Peronosporomycetes, Peronosporales, Peronosporaceae.
AUGAAAGCCGUUUUUCCCGGUGUUCCAGCCAGUCUGCGGAUGAUCUGUCAAUUUGGUCUGGCGUCAAUGCUGUUCCACAAGUCGUUCCUGCAGCAGUCACUGCCUACGAAUCAUUUGCUGUUUGCUACUCCGCUAUUCAACACGCGUAAUGAAUCGCAAUUUGAGUGGCUGCGGCGUCGUGUAGUUUGUCGAAACUUUCAAGAGCACGAUCCUAUCAGUCCUUCGGGCAUUCCGCCACACGUGGGGAUAAUGGUGGCGCUUACAAACUACAAGGAGAAAAUUGAUGGGAUUAAAGAAGGACUGGUUGUUGAUUUUGAGAAAGCUCUCAAACGGCACAUUAACGGAUCAGUUAUGACCAUGGAAGCGAUGGAGACAGCCUUCGCUGCGGUAUUGGCGCGGCCCAAUUUGAUGCGACCAAAUCUACCCGCACCAGAUCCAGAAGGCGAGACCGCCGUGAAUGCUACGGCAACGAUGCACACCGAGCUAUAUACAUGGGGUGGAGGCUUUCAUCGAGUGCCAAGAGAGUUUGUGCUACCCCCAGGAACCGUUCGCGUUGUGUGGCAGCAAUGGUGUGCUGGGCAACCGCCACUAAGACAGCUAUCAAAGCACGAUAUGGCUUCAAGACUACAAAAGAUCCGGCUUGCAGAGCUUCAGCGGCUGAUGCGCUUGGUUGAAGCACUUCUGACGAGUGAUGAGGUCCUGUGA